Molecule: messenger RNA, 3337 nt
Organism: Pararge aegeria (speckled wood butterfly)
Lineage: Eukaryota; Metazoa; Arthropoda; Insecta; Lepidoptera; Nymphalidae
Exons: 2
Coding region: 177-719 (180 amino acids)
Source: RefSeq, a predicted model, not a curated record
GUCGUCGGGCUGCGCACGCGCGCCUCUCUCGCGCAGUUUAAUUCCGUUUCACUUGUUUGUGUUGCCUUUAUACUUGUUCACCGUCGAGGACGACUGACGAAUUGCGCUCUUUCAGUGUUUUGAACUUUUUGUGAUAUUUAACGAGUUACUAAUCAUCAAUUACUUGAUUGACUGCGAUGUAUAUGUCUGGAUUUAUUAUUUUUUCUCCUGAAAUAACAGCGAGAAUGACACCGCAAGAAGAGCGAGAGAAUUCUCGCGGAGCAGAGAUUGCUGACGCGUUCGAGGACGACAUGUUCGGCCCGUCGCGCACCGAGCCUGCCGCUAGACCCAAGCUGUCCAUGAUCUCCGCCCGCAUCCGCGCCAACGAGGAGCGCAAACGUGUCAUUGAGAUCUGCUCACAGAAAUUAGAGAACAUCGAGGAUCCCGCAAGAGAUCUGCGCAGAUCCGUUUGUAUAAAUAACACCUACUGCCGUCUCAGCGAGGAAGCGCGCAAAGAGAAGGAAGCCAGAAGGCGAAGGGCGAGGGAAGAAUGCGAUGACUCGUGGAUAGGGAAGAAAGCGCGUCGUGCGGUGGAAGACGAGUGCUUAGCGCUGCUGGACGCGAUACCCGAGCUGGGGGACGCGAAUCUCGGUUGUGCUCAGCUCGCGCGACAGAUGCAGGACGGUCCCCGACAGGACGCAUUGCUGCCCCCUAGCCUGCUCACCGUGCUGGACUCAUGACCGCGCCGCCCCGCGCACGUACACUCCUCGCUGUGAACUGAGUCCAGCGCACCGAGUGAAGACUCGCGCGAGCCGAAGCGCUCGUGUCGCUGACCGAGAUUCCGGUCGCGUUCUGAACAAAUUCACCCGAACGAGCCGGAUCGCGGUCGAGCGCGCCUCGCUACCUGCCCGCUGGACAUCAUCGAUAGAAUUCUCGCUACCCAGAAACGGACGGACGACGUUUAGCCAAUUCUUUGUUAUUUAAGAGAAGUACUUACUUUGUUAGCGUGUUUUUAUUAUUUAGUGAAAGUUGCUCAGGUGCCGGCAAGUGUGGACUGCGGUCCAAUUAGUGAUCGACGAUCACUUUUAUCGGAGGACCUGCAGUGUUCUAUCAGAUAUGACGUGGCGGAGUGUUACCGGGAGAUAAAGUGAGGACGUUCACCAAACUUUAGGAGAAAGUAGUUUUUAAGCCAUAAUUAUUAUUGCAUUACUGUACUAUAAAUAAUUAAAUGAAUCGUGAUUAAGGUAUAGUGCAAAAUAACUGGGAACGGAAGCAUUUACAAAGUGGAGAUAAUAACCGAUUAGAGUAGGUUUCUUUGUUUCAAUUUUUAAUGUUUGGCGAGCUGAGAACACGUUGUACGUGAGCGCUACGGCCAAAAGAUAACAUAUAAUGUAGAACAACAGUAUUUCGCAUCCGAUAAAAUUUGAAAGUAAAAGCCAAAUGCCUCGCUGGGAAGUGUGAGUGAGACGGCAGCUAAACAUAAUUAUUAAGAAAUACUUGGUGUACAGUAAGCAAUCGGUUGUUACGUAUUAUCGCCGUAUUAUAUGCUCGUAACAAAAGAAAAAACCUUAUAAGUGAUGACGUGUACUCGUACACUCAAUAACAGAUGAGCGUAUGUGACCUUACUCGUGCAGAUAGGCAAGGCCAAGCGUUGGCCCAACAACCGAACAUUUGUUCAAAAGUGCAUUUCAAUAAGUCUGACUUUCACGUCGACUGCCCAAAUCGGUUUUUAUUUUUAAAUUCGUUAUAUUUUUUUUUUAUAUAAUGUUACCUUAAUCUCACAAUUUACGUAGUGUUACCAUUAUGAUUUAUGAUCGGUUGUAUGCGAAACGCAUAUGUUACGUAGACAUCGUUAUUUAGCGGAUACAUUUUAUAUAUGUAAGUUGGGUCAUUGUUAAUUUAUUUUAGAAUGAUUUUAGUUCGAAAUGUAAUCGAACGCUGAAGUAGCUUGUGCAAUUGAGAAUGAGUACUUUCGUAUGCGUUGUGCAAUGGAAUGCGGUUGAGAAGUUAUUUUAUUGAGAUCUUAAUUGUCGCAAAAUAUAUUGGUUGUAUCCCGUUUCGCCCCUCUGAAUAGUAAAUAGGUACCUGGAGGAGGGUGGGGGGUGUACGGCAGCGAAGAGGGGGGAAGUAAGGGGCGACGCGGGGUCGGAGUAGAGGGGAGUAGGGCGCUCCGUUCCCAGCACCUCCUGUGAUAUUAGCCUAGCCUGUAUGUCGUAUUGUAUUUUGUGCUAGUUUUCCCAUCCGACUUUUUUUGGACUUAAACGCUAUGUAUAAAUAAAACGCUUAUAUAAAAUUGAUUCCUUUUGUAUUUACUGGCCAUUUUAUACGGAUUAACCGGUUUUUCGAGUCUUAUACCCGACGUUAGUGCGUUUAGAUGUUUUGUCACUGUAUUAUAAAGAAAUGUAGGUAUCCUUUUUUUGUAUGGCGUUUGUAUGUUGAUAAGUAUUGUGUAUUAUAAAUGUAAAGUUAAGUGCUUAUACCACUUUGCCGCCGGAUCACUUCCGGCCUUUGAUGCAACUAAUACGGUUGAACGGGACUUAUUAUGCAAAAAUAGGUAUUCAGAAAGAUGAUUUCCAUAGGUUAUGUCCCUUUCUAGUAACGGUAAUGGCGAUGUGAUAGAAAGGGACGGAUGGGGCCCAGCCGCUGUCUUUGAGUCCUUUCUGAAUACGCGUCCCAAAUCAUGUUGACUAGUUGUUAAACCAGAGACUACCAAAUGUAUUUUUAAAAGAAUAUUGUGAAGCGCACAUAACAUGCAUAUGUAUUUUUUUUUAUAUCCCAAUUUAGAAAAAGUUUGUAUAAAAAUAAAUGCUGAUAAAAAUUGUUGUUUUCUAGAUUGAAUAUCGCCUCUUUUUCUUUGCUAAAAUUUCGUGCGGCGCAUAGAUUGUAGAGUGUCAAAUGUUUAUAUAAAAAAAUGGACGACAUUCCAAACUCACCUGUGAGGAUUUAACUUUUGCACGUGUAAUUUUGCCGAUGUAUAUAUUGUAAUUAGUAAGUAAUAAGGUUCAAAAUGGCGCAAAGCGAUGGUUUUGCGCAGUAGAUAGGCUGUAGCGCCACCCACAGCGGCAGAAUUACGUAUGUGGAACACACUAUGAUCUAAAAGCGCAUUAUUUCCCCUCCAAAUGGGAAAUAGUCAUUACUUAGCUUUGUAAUGAGAGUUAUAACGUCAUAUAGUUAGCAACUUAACUUUAAUAAUCUGUGUAUAUAGAUGGACCUUCGCAGAAAAAGACGAACUCCAAAAAUCAAUCUAGUUUGCAAAAUCUGAUUGAUUUGACCGACUCGUGAUUAUAAGGAUAAAGUCCAAACCGAAUGAUUGGAACCUUCCUUAUAAUAUUUUAUUCUAUUAAAAUAAAAUAAAAAA